Molecule: messenger RNA, 5322 nt
Organism: Malaya genurostris
Lineage: Eukaryota; Metazoa; Arthropoda; Insecta; Diptera; Culicidae
Exons: 1
Coding region: 1-5322 (1773 amino acids)
Biological process (GO): DNA integration
Molecular function (GO): zinc ion binding; nucleic acid binding
Source: RefSeq, a predicted model, not a curated record
AUGGCCCCAGCUGCAUCAUCUACUGCUAAGAAGCCAUCCCUGAGGACAUUGACGACCAAGUUGAAGGACAUCCAGUCAUCAUUCAAUGAUAUUUGGCAGUUUGUUGAGGAUUUCACAGAAGAUACCACCGUUACGGAGGUGGAAAUUCGAUUGCAGAAACUCGACGAGCUGUGGGAAAAAUUUGGUGACACUUUAGUCGAAAUAAAGUCACACGAUGAUUUCCCUACUGAUGGCGAAGGAUACGAGAAGGAACGAAAAGAAUUCAGCGAUCACUACUAUCGUGCGAAAUCAUUUCUUGUGGAUAGAGCUAAAGAACGACAGGAGCACUCGGUGUUAGAACAGUCGAUGCGUGUUGGUGACAGCUCGAUUCAGGGUACGCUCGAUCAUGUGCGCCUACCACAAAUAAAGCUUCAAUCAUUUGAUGGUAAUAUCGAUGAAUGGCUAAGCUUCCGGGAUCUUUUUACUUCCCUUAUCCACUGGAAGUCUGACCUACCGGAAGUGGAGAAAUUCCACUACCUUAAGGGAUGUUUACAAGGCGAACCAAGGAGUCUUAUUGAUCCUUUGCAGAUCACUAAGGCAAAUUACAUAAUCGCAUGGGAAAUGUUGUUGAAAAGGUACAAUAACAGUAAACUUUUAAGAAAGCGACAGGUGGAGUCGUUGUUGAAGUUGCCAAAUAUUUCCAAGGAGUCCGCAGCUGAACUACAUGUCCUCCUCGAAGGCUUCGAAAGAGUCGUUCAGACUCUAGAUCAAACAAUACAACCAGGAGAUUAUAAAGAUUUGCUACUUAUAAAUCUUCUGGCCACGCGGCUGGACCCAGUGACUCGUAGAGGGUGGGAGGAGUUUUCGUCGAGUAGGGAUGUGGACACUUUGAAGGAUCUUACAGACUUUCUUCAUCGCCGUCUUCAGGUGUUGGAAUCACUACCGGCAAGAUCAGCGGAUAGCAAGGGCAAUCAUCAGAUCCAAGCGUCUUCGAAACAAAAACCAGCUGCUUUGAAGGCCAGCUAUAGCAUAACACAAGCCUCAGGGGGGCGUUGUGUGGCGUGUGCGGCGAGCCAUCCACUUUAUCAGUGUGGUACAUUUCAGCGUAUGUCAGUGACAGAACGGGACGUUCUUCUACGGACUCACUCUCUAUGUCGCAACUGUUUCCGACACGGACACCUGGCUAAGGAUUGUCAAUCAAAAUUCUCGUGCCGGAAUUGCAAGGGUCGUCACCAUACGAUGGUCUGUUUUAAACGGGAAAGGGAUAGCAACAGCAAGGAGACUGCGGUUGCAAAUGACAGAAAUGCUGUUACUUCCAAGGAAUCUCAAGCUUCUUCCUCUGGCUCUCAAGUGACCAAUCUUGCUGCCACUAACGUAUCAGUAUCUAAUGCUGCCCAACAGUUUUCAUCCCAGGUGUUGUUGGCUACCGCAAUAGUCAUCGUAGAAGACGAUGAUGGCAGAGAGUUUCCUGCGCGAGCUCUUCUGGACUCCGGAUCGGAGAGCAAUUUCAUUACAGCACGAUUGAGUCAACGACUAAAGGUUAAUCGAGAAACAGUGAAUAUUUCGGUUCUCGGGAUUGGCCAGAUCAUUACUAAGGUUAAACAGCGCAUUUCAACUACAAUUAAAUCACGAGUUUCUCCAUUUUCACGUGAUUUGAGUUUUUUGGUAUUACCAAAGGUGACGGUGAAUCUGCCGACCGCCAGUAUCAAUUCAUCAGGAUGGGAGAUUCCAAGUGGAAUUCAGCUAGCAGAUCCUUCGUUUUGUGUUUCCAAAGGUAUAGAUAUGGUACUUGGCAUAGAAGCCUUUUUCGAUUUCUUCAUCACUGGUCGCAAAAUAUCUCUCGGGAAACAAGUUCCGAUAUUAAACGAAUCAGUUUUUGGAUGGGUGGUGUGUGGUGGUCUGUCAGGCCCUAGUCAAUCGUUGCAAACUAGUUGUAACAUAUCAUUGUCAGAAGACCUAGAUACGCUAAUGACACGUUUUUGGGAAUGCGAGGAGAUAGAAACAACCAGCAACUAUUCACCGGAGGAAGCACGAUGUGAAGCUUUAUUCUCACAAACGGUUCAACGUGCACCAAAUGGACGAUAUACUGUUUCACUACCAAAGAACGAAACAGUACUGGCACGGAUGGGCGAUUCAAGGGAUAUCGCAUUUCGACGACUCCUGGGAACGGAGCGCAGAUUGGCAAAGGAUGCUAAUCUGAGAGAGCAGUACGUCUCGUUUAUGGAUGAGUAUUGUCGCUUAGGGCACAUGCGACGGAUUUCUAUCACAGCCCAAGAUAACGUAAAAAGAUGUUAUCUGCCCCAUCAUCCGGUGCUAAAGGAAGCUAGCACCACAACAAAGGUUCGAGUGGUUUUUGAUGCCUCGUGCAAAACUUCUACGGGCGUCUCCCUAAACGAUAUGCUUCUAGUUGGGCCAGUAAUUCAGGAGGAUUUGCGGUCAAUAAUAAUGCGAUGCCGAACCAAGCAAAUAAUGAUCGUAGCCGACGUGGAAAAAAUGUUCCGACAAAUCUACGUGGAACCGGAAGAAAGGCCACUGCAAUCUAUUCUGUGGCGUGAAUCUCCUUCAGUAGAAGUAGAAACCUACGAGCUCAACACCGUCACUUACGGGACGAAACCAGCACCGUUUUUAGCAACGCGUACUCUGAAACAAUUGGCUUUAGACGAAGAAAGUCGCUUUCCAUUGGCCUCUAAGGUAGCCAUCGAAGAUACGUACAUGGACGACGUAUUGACAGGAUCGGAUGAGGUAAAAGAUGCAGUUGAAUUGAGAAUUCAAUUGGAUGAAAUGAUGCUCAGUGGUGGAUUCCAUCUGAGAAAAUGGGCAUCGAAUUCUCCUCUAGUGCUAAAUGGAAUUCCUGCGGAAAAUUUAGCGUUACGUAAUGAGAACGGAAUCUCAUUGGACCCCGAUUCAUCGAUUAAGACGUUAGGGCUUACCUGGAUGCCAAACACAGAUGAUUUUAGAUUCCAAUUUAACAUACCAAUGCUUGAUACUACAAAAACAUUAUCUAAACGACAAAUCCUCUCUAUAAUAGCCACGCUAUUCGACCCAUUGGGUCUCAUAGGUGCAACAAUUACUACCGCAAAAUUGUUCAUGCAACUUUUAUGGACAUUGAGAGACAAUAACGGCAAAAGAUUAGAAUGGGAUAGCCCUCUACCUCCAACGGUGGGUGAGAGUUGGAGAAAAUUUCACCUAAAACUUCCGUUUUUGAACGAAAUACGGAUUCCUCGAAGCGUAAUUCUACCUAGUGCUGUUACAAUCGAAUUGCAUUGCUUCUCUGAUGCAUCGGAGAAGGCAUAUGGAGCAUGCAUCUACAUUCGUAGUCAAAAUACAGAUGGUAAGGUGGCAGUCCGUCUUUUAGCAUCAAAAUCAAAGGUUGCUCCACUAAAAUGCCAAACAAUACCGAGACUAGAACUAUGCGGGGCACUAAUAGCUGCGCAGUUAUUUGAGAAAGUUCGGCGAUCCAUCAGAAUUGCAACACCGGUUUUCUUUUGGACAGAUUCCACUUGUGUGCUACGCUGGCUAAUGGCUAGUCCAAAGACCUGGAGCACCUUCAUCGCGAAUAGGGUGUCCAAAAUACAAAAUCUUUCAGACACUGGAAACUGGCGCCACGUUCCUGGUUCAAAUAACCCUGCAGAUUUGAUUUCAAGGGGUUUGACUCCCGAAGAUAUUGUUGAUAACGUGUUUUGGUGGCAUGGCCCUGACUGGUUAGCAGAGCCACAUGACCAAUGGCCUCAGUUUCCGGGCGAUCUGAGUAGCGAAGAAGGAAAUGAGGAAAUGCGACGAGUAAUUGUAUCUGCCGCAAUCUCACCUAUAUCAGAGUUCAACGAUUGGUACAUCGGAAAAUUUUCUACAUAUACGGAUUUAAUACGACGUACAGCGAUUUGGUUGCGACUAAUCAAAUUACUGCGCUCUCCGAAAGGCAGCAACCGUUCCGGGUUUCUUGCAACCAACGAACUACGAGAAGCAGAGCAUCUCUUGGCUCGGCGUGUACAAUUAGAAGCAUUUGCUGAGGAAUGGAAGGCACUCAAAAGGGGUGAGUCUGUAUCAGGUCAAUCAGCGUUACGAUGGUACAAUCCAAGUAUCACAAAGGAUCACCUCAUUAGGUUGGGAGGACGUUUGAUGCACUCUCAGGAAUCAGAUGAUACGAAACAUCCAAUACCACUUCCAGCUCGGCACCGGUUCACCCGAAUGAUGUUGCAGCAUUAUCAUGAGCGUUUGCUUCAUGCAGGCCCACAACUGCUUUUAAGCGUCGUUAAACUUCGUUUCUGGCCUUUACGCGGAAGAGACAUGGCUAGACAAAUAGUUCACAAGUGUUAUAGGUGUUUUCGAUUGAAACCCGUAUCCAUACCGCAGUUCAUGGGAGAACUACCGGCAGCUAGGGUAACAAUAUCUCGACCAUUUUCGAAGACUGGAGUCGACUAUUUUGGACCGAUUUAUCUACGACCUGUACCAAGACGAGCGGCAGUAAAGGCUUACGUUGCAAUAUUCGUCUGUAUGUGCACAAAAGCAGUGCACAUAGAACUUGUUUCAGAUCUCUCGACGGAUCGAUUUCUGCAAGCGCUUCGUAGGUUUAUCUCGAGAAGAGGAAGAUGUACCGAUUUAUAUUCGGACAACGGAACAAACUUUGUCGGCUCUCGUAACAAGCUACUGGAGUUUUUCCGUUUGUUAAAUGACAAAGAACAUCGUGAACAGGUGUCCAAAUUUUGUGCAGAUGAAGGCAUACUUUGGCAUUUCAACCCACCUAGUGCCCCCCAUUUCGGAGGACUGUGGGAAGCUGCGGUCCGUUCGGCAAAACACCACAUUUUGCGAGUCAUUGGGAACACUCCAGUAACACCCGAAGACAUGAGGACAUUAUUGAUUCAAGUAGAAGGAUGCUUGAAUUCAAGACCUAUCACUGCUAUUUCCAAUGAGCCAAAUGAUUUAGAACCGUUGACUCCGGCACACUUCCUAAUAGGAACUUCACUACAGUCCAUUCCUGAACCCAGUUAUCAAAACAUCUCUAUGAAUCGUCUAAACCGGUGGCAAUUAAUGCAACGAAAUCUUCAAGACUUCUGGGCAAGAUGGCGGAGAGAAUACUUGUCGCAAUUGCAAGCUAGAGUCAAACGGUGGCGUCCUCCUAUAAAAGUUGAAGUCGGAAGGCUUGUCAUCAUACAAGAUGAUAACCAACCACCACUGCGUUGGAAAAUGGGGAGAAUCCAGAACGUUCAUCCGGGAGCCGACGGUGUCGUUCGAGUAGUAACACUGAAAACAGCCAGCGGCAUAUUGACUCGACCAGUCGAGAAAAUAUGUCUUCUACCAGCAGCUGAUCUCGCAGACGACAUAGAGUCAGGUGCUUCAAAUAAUUAG